GAUAAUAGUUACCCAGUGAUAAUCAUCAGUGACGAUCUUUCUUUGUGGAUUAUUUGUGCAUGUUACUUGUAUAACAAUUCAGUGCAGAUUAAAAUCGACUUUUGCUGGUUUCGUCUAAGAAAUAUCUACACUCGAACUCAAUAACGGCGUCGAUCAUUACCUCGAGGGAAAGAAAUUGUCAAUUGACAACGUGGGCGAAAGACUGCGUAUUUUCUUUAAUUGAUGUGCAACCAGUGGAUGUAAAAGAAAUAUUUUACGAUGAAUAAAGAGGAUUCUCCGCAAAUCAGUGAACCUACCUACUCGCAUGUCUUCAACUUCGAAAAAGCCUACUCUUAUCCAGACUCUCAAACAUGGUUCCAGAAUAAUUUUCAGUAUUGCUACUACAGCUGUAUUAUUUACGCGAUCCUAAUUUUGGGCGGGAAAUACUACAUGUCGAGCAGACCAAAGUUUGAUUUGAAGCGUCCGCUUGCAUUAUGGAGUGGAUUCCUUGCAGUGUUCUCCAUUAUCGGAUUUUGUAGAACAGCACCGGAAAUGUUCUCUAUAUUGAGACAUCACGGAUUUUACCAUAGUAUUUGCAUACCUAGUCACCUUUUGCAAAAUCAUGUUUCUGGCUUUUGGACAUGGGUAUUUGUCCUAUCAAAGAUCGUAGAAUUUGGCGAUACGAUCUUCAUUGUGUUACGAAAGCAACCAUUGAUAUUUCUACAUUUUUACCAUCAUUUAAUUGUUGUUCCUUACUCUUGGUUCCUAUAUGUGGAGACUACAGCAGCCUCAAGGUGGUAUGCCGUAAUGAACUACUUUGUUCAUUCAUGGAUGUAUUCUUAUUAUACUUUGAAAGCAAUGCAAUACAAAUUACCAAAAGGCUUUGCCAUGAUGAUUACUACGAUGCAGCUGGUACAAAUGGUGAUUGGUUGCUUUGCAACUAUUGCGGCUUACUAUUACCGAGAAAGUUGCGAACUUCAAUGCUACACUACGCACAAAAAUUUUAUAUUUAGUUUCAUCAUCUACUUCAGUUUUUUAAUCCUAUUUGGAAAUUUCUUCAUCAAGGCUUAUUUUUUCGACAAACGGAAAAACAAAGUCGGAGAGAACGUUCACGUCAAUGGAACAAAGGAUUGUUAUAAACCAAAGACUAGCUGAAGUAUAUCAAAGUUUUUGAAAUUUUUUUCUAUAAACGCUUUCUGAUAAUAUUUUAUAAAAACACUUAUAACGUGUUGUAGGAAUCUGUAUUAGUUUACAACGAUAGAAAUUCGUUGUAACAUAAUGCAAGUGAUAAGAUAUUUAUUUAAUGUAAAACAUUUAGUAUAUUUGAUGUUAAGGUAUGGGAUAUAAUGGUUCCCCAAAAAGUUGCUCGUGAACAAGUUAGAAUAAAUGGAAAAUCAAGAGUGAAAUUUCGUUAAGCAUAUCUUCGAAAUAUGUUUAGAUAACAAUAGUAAAAAAAUGGAUUCAUAAAAAAUAAGAUACAUUCAGAUAUGUGAUUUUAACUGUAUUUUUGUUCACCGAAUAAAUUUAUUCUUAAGUA
This is a messenger RNA of Bombus pascuorum, 1516 nucleotides long. Its product is annotated as elongation of very long chain fatty acids protein 6-like. Lineage: Eukaryota; Metazoa; Arthropoda; Insecta; Hymenoptera; Apidae. Gene Ontology annotation, molecular function: fatty acid elongase activity. Gene Ontology annotation, cellular component: endoplasmic reticulum membrane. Gene Ontology annotation, biological process: fatty acid elongation, monounsaturated fatty acid; very long-chain fatty acid biosynthetic process; fatty acid elongation, saturated fatty acid. Bases 259 to 1134 code for a protein of 291 amino acids. The record is from RefSeq and is a predicted model, not a curated record. The transcript has 3 exons.